CGCCUCUUUUUUUUUUCUAUUCCGCGCACUGCAGUCGUGCUGCCCAAGCUGCUUUCGCUGCUCCAACUACCCGCUCCGCCCCCGACUGUCCGACAUGUCUCUGCACCUUCUCCCAAUCGAAGUCUUGUCUCUGAUCCUGCAAGAGGUAGACUGCCCGCGCGACCUCUUUUCGCUGGUCGGCCUGUCAGGCCCCUGCUUCCGAGCUUAUGAGUCGGCGCCGAACCUCAUCCUCUCAUCGGUUCUCCGAAAUGCCAUUGCGCCCACCGUCCUCCACCAUGCGCUUGCCAUCCUUAAUGUCCCCGACGCUCCGGGUCCGGAUCCGCAGACCGAAGUUCUGGAAGGCUUCAUCGACCGCUACCUCCAGGCUGGCUCCUCGUUCGAGUUUCCCGCGGAUACGGCGGCCAUGACUGCCCUCCGGCGCCUCCACUCGCGCAUCUCGUACUUUGUCGACGAUUACUCCUCUCGAACGAUGCGAGCCCUGGCCACCAAGCCCGACGGCCAGCAGGGUGCAGGAUGGGACCUGUCGUCCUCUGAGCGGGCGAGAUUCCAGAGGGCCUUCUUCCGAUACGAGCUCUACUCUCUGGUGUUUCCUGUCGACCAUUCCGUUCUACGCCACUCGCUUUUCCCUGCCGACCUGCAGUUCGCCCGAUUCCUGGCUCACAUGGAACCGUGGGAGGUUGAAGAGAUGAGCUGCGUCCACCACUAUUUUACGUCCCGUAUCGAGGGACUCAUCGACCGUCUCGAGGACCAAGUCGUGGAGGCCGUUCUCUCGGCUCCCGGCGUUCGCAGCAGCCCCAGCCACCCCAUCCUAGCCGAGCCGUUGAUCUUGGAUUCGCUUGGUCCCUCUUCGCAGCCGACUCAGCUUCGGGACGAUAGUGAGCCGCCCGGCAGAUCCGACAAGUCCGAGCGGGGGGGCAGCCCCGACGACGACGACGACGACGACUAUGACGACGAUAGCAUGGUUAGGUUUAACUCCCUCGACCUGCUCGAUCUCGACCUCUUCUCCAGGGGGGGCAGGUUCAGGUUGCCCGAGAUAGUGAGCUACCUGGCAUCGCUGGGCUCGGGGUUUCUCCACGAACUCCUCGUCGCCGACAAUGACGAACGUAAAGAUAUCAUCCGGAGGAAUAGCCCGCUUAGCCGGGAUUUUCUUCCAGAGGCGGUGGAUCAGGCACCCGCGACUGGACCCAGGACCGUGAUACCAGGUGAUAUUGCGAAUGAUGACGAUCCUCGCCGCCCAUCUUUGGGAUACUAUUCGUUCAAGCGUCCGGACCAGGAUGUUUACCUGGAGAUAAGCCACGAAGGGAUCCUGAACGCUCCCCUCAGAGAACGAGCGUUCGUUUUCUGGGAUGCCGCAAGAGUCACCCAGCCUAUGGUUCGCGACAGCCUCCGAGAAGCAAGCCAGGCGCGCACAGACGAAGUGAACCGAAUCCUCAAUCGACACGAGCGCCAGAGCCCAGAGGAGCGGCUGGAGGGCGUCAAGAUGCCCAGAGCCGUGAUGGAUACGAUAAUGGCAGAGUUUGGCUCGACCUUUGACUGGGUGUCCCAGUUGCCAUCGCCAUGAAUCAAAGGCCA
Molecule: messenger RNA, 1572 nt
Organism: Emericellopsis atlantica
Lineage: Eukaryota; Fungi; Ascomycota; Sordariomycetes; Hypocreales; Bionectriaceae
Exons: 1
Coding region: 95-1561 (488 amino acids)
Source: RefSeq, a predicted model, not a curated record